Mangifera indica (mango) is the source of this 2543-nucleotide messenger RNA. Its product is annotated as pentatricopeptide repeat-containing protein At1g63330-like. NCBI's taxonomy places the organism in Eukaryota, Viridiplantae, Streptophyta, Magnoliopsida, Sapindales, Anacardiaceae. Gene Ontology annotation, molecular function: protein binding. Bases 162 to 2081 code for a protein of 639 amino acids. The record is from RefSeq and is a predicted model, not a curated record. The transcript is spliced from 3 exons.
ACAACUCAGUAGUUAUACAUUAUUUGUUUGACUCUUUCGCUACGAUUGGGAUCAGAACUCGGGCGAGUCCGUCCCUGUAGUUCUAGCGCAACACCAGUCUUUUUACAGCCGUUCACCAAAGAAGUUCCAACUCCUUCCCCUCAGGAAUCCCCUCGUCGAAAAUGUUUCCUAAAACUUCAAUUGUUUCCUUAAAAUCAUCUUUGAAUGUUAGAUUUUCAACUUCUUUCAUUCCUUCUUCACUAAAAUCACUCAAUCGCACCUCUGCUAUCAAACACCAAUCUGAACUUGAUACUUUCCUCUAUGUAAACUGCAAGUCAGGUAACUUUUCUCUUGAUGAAGCUCUUGAUUCCUUCGAUUACAUGAUUCAUAUGGACCCCACUCCUGGUAUGUCAUCAUUCAGUGUUUUGUUUUCUGCACUUGUUAAGAAAAAAUAUUAUGAUGAAUUUCUUGUGCUAUACACGAGGUUCGUUUCAGCUGGGUUUUCGCCUAAUUUGAUUACUUUGAACAUUUUUAUUAAUUGCUUAUGCAAAAUGUCCCAGGUUUCUGAUGGUUUUGUUGUUUUUGGGAGUAUUUUUAGGAGGGGUUUUUACCCUAACGUUGUGACUUUUACUUGUCUGAUUAAUGGUCUUUGUAUGGAGGGCAAGAUUAAGAAGGCGAUUGAACUGUUUAGGAAAAUGGUUUCUGUUGGUUGUGCACCUAAUGAGUUUACAGUUGGGAUUUUGCUUACUGGAUUGUGUAGAACUGGUAAUGUCGCGGUUGCCCUUCAGUUAUUUGAAGAAAUGAACAACGGGAAAUUCGGUAUCAUUUGUAAGCCUACUGCUGUUACUUAUAAUAGUAUUAUAGAUGGUCUUUGCAAAUAUGGGUUAGUAGACAAGGCGAAGAAGCUGUUUUCAGAAAUGAAUGCCAAGGGCAUUAAUCCAGACACGAUUACUUAUACCACUUUAAUUCAUGGUUUGUGUAAUACAUCUAAUUGGGAGGAGGCUAAAACAUUGUUUAUAGAGAUGUUGGACAAAAGCGUAAAGCCUGAUGUGGUGACGUUUACUGUGGUAAUUGAUGAACUUUGUAAGAAUGGGAAGAUUGAUGAAGCUAAUGGGUUGCUCCACCUAAUGAUUGACAGAGAUGUUCAUCCCAACACAAAAACUUAUAAUGCAAUUUUAAGUGGUUACUGCCUAGCAGGCAGAAUUAAGGAUGCAAGAAAGCUAUUUGAUUCCAUGGCAAGUAAGGGGUGUAUGCCUGAUGUUUUAAGCUACAAUAUUUUGAUAGAUGGUUUAUGCUUGGUAAAUAAAAUUGAUGAUGCUAGGAAAUUGUUUGCUUCAAUGUUGAGUAAAGGAUGCACACCUAAUGUAGUUAACUACAAUACUCUGAUAAAUUGGUAUUGCAAGAAACAAAAAGUUGAUGAAGCUAUUUGUCUUUAUAAGGAAAUGUCCUCAAAGGGAAUUAGACCAACAAUAGUUACUUAUACCACCUUGCUAAAUGGUCUUUUCAUGUAUGGUAAAGUCGAGCAUGCAAAAAAACUAUUUGGUGAGAUGCAACAUAGUAAUGUUCCUCCUGAUUUAUUUACGUAUAAUGUUCUUAUUAAUGGGUUUUGCAAAAAUGGUUACGUAUCGGAGGCUGUUGAACUGUUUCAUACUUUAAGAAACACAAACAUUCAACCUGACAUCAGAACUUUCAGUUGUCUCAUUGAUGGGUUGUGCAAAACAGGGAGACUCAAUAUUGCUUGGGAACUAUUUAACAGAUUGCGGAAUAAAGGCCUUGUUCCAAAUGUUGUGAUGUAUAACAUUAUGAUGCAUGGACUUUGUAAAGAAGGGAAGUUAGAAAUAGCGAGCAAUUUGUUAUCAGAUAUGGAGCAAAAUGGUUGUUCUCCAAAUUUGGUGAAUUUUAAUACGCUUAUGUCUGGUUUCUUGCAGAAUAAUGAGACUCCAAAAGUGGUUGAACUUCUUCACAAAAUGAAAGAGAGAAAUAUGAAGCCAGAUGCAUCCAUAGCUUCAAUUAUUGUAGAUUUACUGAAAAAGGAUGAAAAUUAUCGUGAAGUCCUGAAUUUGCUACCCUCAUUCUCAGCGCAAGAACCAACAGAACGUUGAUUGCCAAGUAUAUGCAUUUCUAGAGGAGUACAACUUAUUAUGAGAGCCUUGCCAAACGUCAAAGUUUACAUGUACAGAUGUUCUUGGGGUAAGGAUACCCGUUCAUGGCAUGCCGCAUCAACCAAAAGGGAUAAAGUGCCAUAUUAUGAUCUCAAAGAGUUAAAGAGAGAGUUUGGGUUUGAUUGAUGGUGUUUUUCAAAAAAGCUCCAACAAAGCCAGGUGAGAAAAAAAAAAAAGAGAAGAAGGGCACUUCAUCAUCGUUGAAACUGCAAGCAAGGAGAUACAGUAAGUAGGACCUUCUUUAUAUUCUUGUUCAUGUCAAUCUAGCAAUAGACUGAGGUUUUUCUCUUCCAAACUAGGGUGGAUUGUUGAUUGGAUAGUUAAGUUAUGAAGGAGAGUAAUUAUGCACAAGUAUUAUAUAAGUUUUAUAGUUUGAUAAAUAUGAUAUUCGUAUGUGUUUGA